AUUUCCUGGCGACGGGGGGAGAAUCCGGUUUGCACUCCCGAGUCCCGUGCGCGAAGAAAUGCGCGCGCGCGCUCGCCUUUCUUGGUCAGCGAGGGGGGUCGUCGCCUCCACUGUGAGAUAGACGGUCACUCACGAAGAACAGGAUCCGCAGCGAGAGAACAAGGCCGGCAGCAGCGGAGGGCAUCAGCGACGAUCGAUGCGCAUCUCCAUUCCCUCGAUCCCGGACCAUCUCUCCGCGCUCGGGCCUUCGAACUCGUCCGUCGACCAUGCCGUCUCGCUCAUCGCCGGCCUGCUGACCAAGGGCCGGGGCAAGACGCUCGUGCUGACGGGCGCUGGCGCCAGCGUCGACAGCGGCAUCGCACCUUACCGCGGCGCCGACGGCCACUACACGGUGCACAAGACCUACCGCCCGAUCUUUUUCCACGAGUUUGUCGAGCGCUCCGACAAGGGCCACGCGGCGCGGCAGCGUUACUGGAGCAGGAGCUUCCUCGGCUACCCGCCUGUCCUGCAUGCACAGCCAAACCCAACGCACUACUCGCUGGCGGCGCUCCAGCGCCUCGGCUUCCUCGGCGACUACAUCACCCAGAACGUCGACGGGCUGCACCACCUGGCCACGCCCUCGGCCAGCCUCGCAGCCGCGUCCAUCGUCGAGCUCCACGGCACGCUCCAGCACGUCGUCUGCGUCCAGGCGGGCGAGUCGUCGAGUACCAAGGGUGCUGGUGCUGGUGGUGAUUCUCCCGUCGACCAGGCGCUCUACGACCGGCUCACGUCGCUCGCCCACCCAAAGGACCGCCGCGCGGCCCCGCAGGAGCGCAACACGCCCACGGGCCAGGCGGCCUACCCGCACGGCUGCGGCUUCCGCGCCUCGCGGCCCAUCUUCCAGCACGUCCUCGCCGAGAUGAACCCGGCCUGGACGGCGUUUGCCGAGGACCUCGUCGCACGUGACGCGUCGCCACAGACGAAUCCCGACGGCGACGUCCAGCUCGGCGGCGACACCGACUACAGCUCGUUCCACUACCCGGCGUGCCCCAGCUGCGGCGGCGUCGUCAAGCCCGCCGUCGUCUUCUUUGGCGAGAGCGUGCCGGGUGUGCUCAAGGAGCGCGCGGCCGAGCUUGUGGGCGAGGCGUCGAGCCUGCUGUGCGUGGGCACGAGCCUGGCCACCUACAGCGCCUUUCGGCUCGUCAAGGCGGCCAAGGAGCAGGGCAAGGCCGUCGUCAUUCUCAACAAGGGCCCCACGCGCGCCGACGCCCUCGUCGAGGACCGUCUCGAUGCCGGGUCGAGCGAGGUGCUCAAUGCCGUCGCGCGGCAGCUCCUCGCCGGCCGGCACCACCGCGACCCCGUGCUCGCCCGCCUCGUCGAGAGCGGCGUCACGGUGCGGCCAAGCGAGCGGCAGAAGGGCGUGGUGUCGAGCUAGCUGGGGUCUGAGCUUGAGUCAGAGUCAGAGUCUGAUCUGAAUCAUAGUCUCAGCUUGAGUCAGAGUCAGGAUUAGAGAGACUG
Acaromyces ingoldii is the source of this 1497-nucleotide messenger RNA. Its product is annotated as DHS-like NAD/FAD-binding domain-containing protein. The coding region runs from base 197 to 1414 and encodes 405 amino acids. The transcript has 2 exons. Gene Ontology annotation, molecular function: NAD+ binding. The record is from RefSeq and is a predicted model, not a curated record. Lineage: Eukaryota; Fungi; Basidiomycota; Exobasidiomycetes; Exobasidiales; Cryptobasidiaceae.